AUGGUCGAGUCCGAUAACAGAAACAAGGAAUCUGAGAUUCGAUACGACGAUGUCAACUUCACCGUCGCCCGAUUGGGAGCUCCAUCAUUGCCGGGUUCUAUCAGGGGCACAAGAAGAAUGCGAAGUCCGUUGAAUUCCAGCACACUUAACCGGACGGCGAAGGUGGACGGGAAAACGUACUUUCGGAUGAAUUUUACGAUGUUGGUGAAGUACAGGAUCAUGUUCUUUUACACCGCGCAACACAGAUUAUGGGGAGGAGCUAAUGUCACCGUUAAUGAUGCCGGCUUGAAAGAUGAGAAAGAUGAUAUCAGACUCGGACACUCUCUUCCAGUGAUCGAGUCUGGCGCAACCCCGCUCACUACCGGAUGCCAUCGUAUGCUUCUGCUUCUGGGUCUUCUUGUCCAUUUUGCACUUUUAGGUUUGUCUCUCUAA
Messenger RNA from Neltuma alba, 432 nucleotides. Its product is annotated as protein NDR1-like. NCBI's taxonomy places the organism in Eukaryota, Viridiplantae, Streptophyta, Magnoliopsida, Fabales, Fabaceae. Bases 1 to 432 code for a protein of 143 amino acids. The record is from RefSeq and is a predicted model, not a curated record. The transcript has 2 exons.